CGACCUUCCCCGACGACUCACGACGACCCUCACGACACCCGUCCGCUUCCACGAUACCCUUAAGGAGGCUCUUUCAAAAAUGGCUGUCAGGAACUCCGGUCUCGCCUCUUCGCGCCGCAAGUCGCGCGCGGCUCACUUCAAUGCUCCCUCCAGCGUGCGCCGUGUCAUCAUGUCGGCUCCCCUCUCCAAGGAGCUGCGCCAGAAGUACAAUGUCCGCUCGAUCCCCAUCCGCAAGGACGACGAGGUUACGGUCGUCCGUGGUAGCCAGAAGGGUCGUGAGGGCAAGGUCACCAGCGUCUACCGCCUAAAGUGGGCCAUCCACGUCGAGCGUAUCAGCCGCGACAAGAGCAACGGCCAGAGCGUCCCUCUCCCCCUCGCCCCCUCCAACGUCGUCAUCACCAAGCUCCACCUCGACAAGGACCGUGAGCAGAUCCUCGAGCGCAUCGCCAAGGGUCGUGAGGCCGUUGCCGCUAAGUCCGCUUAAAUGUGUGGGAAGAAGCAAUGGGGUUCUUGAGAUUUUUUAAAGUUCAUAUAAAGCAAAGUGUCUGUUGUGUGAAUCAACCGCGGGAGUUCUACCACUGGGAAGACGCGAUAAAAUCCGAGUUCUUAUCCUAGGUCGGGAUUACGUCUUACUGAAAUUAGAUGUAUUCUGAUGAAAUGAAAAACGAAAAAAUCGAUUUCCUCUACCUACCCAUUACUUGCCCAUUUGCAUCACAUCACAUCACAUCACAUCACAUCACAUCAUACUUGCGGGUUGCGGUUACAUGCUCUCUUUGUCUGCUGACUGACUGGGAGGUUGUAUCUUGCAUUCAUGGCGGUCGUGCGUCUGGGCCAUUUGAGGACUGGCUGUUUCCCCCCUCCCUGCCCCGUCUCCCUGCCCCGUCGUUCGUGUAAUUGCAAUAUACAUACCUGCAAAGACCCCCCACCUCAUCUCGACACCCCCU
Molecule: messenger RNA, 944 nt
Organism: Aspergillus heteromorphus CBS 117.55
Lineage: Eukaryota; Fungi; Ascomycota; Eurotiomycetes; Eurotiales; Aspergillaceae
Product: 60S ribosomal protein uL24
Exons: 4
Coding region: 80-484 (134 amino acids)
Biological process (GO): ribosomal large subunit biogenesis; cytoplasmic translation
Cellular component (GO): ribosome; cytosolic large ribosomal subunit
Molecular function (GO): structural constituent of ribosome; RNA binding
Source: RefSeq, a predicted model, not a curated record